UUUCGAUAUAUACUUGUCUUCAACUUAAUUUUUCUUACUUUUUAAUAAAAAAAAAGGUAUGAUAUGCAUUAUCGGAGGAUCCUAAACUUGUCUAUAAGAUCUCACGAGGCGGUCUCUGACUUUGAUUACAUCGUACAACCCAUCUCUUUUGUUUGAUAACUUCUCUCUCUCUCUCUGUUCAUCAUCACACUUUCUAGAGACUGCUUCUUCUUCUCUUUCCUUGAAUUUGAUGGCACUGUCUCUUCUCUCCUACGAUGUCUCCGACCUCUGUCUCGGCAAGCCUCCACUCCGUUCUCUCUCCGCCUCUUCCUCCUCCGUAUCAGACGCCAUCACUGCCCUGAAAUCCUCUGAAGACACUUUCCUCUCUGUCUGGAACUGCAAUCACAACGAUGACGUUGUCACAGAAUGCGAGUGCUUGGGGAAAAUAUCAAUGGCUGACAUCAUCUGCCACUUGUCCAAAGACCACGACCACACUCUCUCUGCCUUAAACGCAUCCGUCUCUGUUCUUCUCCCCAAAACUCGUUCCAUUGUCCUCCAUGUUCAACCCUCGUGCAGCUUAAUCGAAGCCAUUGAUCUGAUAAUCCAAGGAGCACAGAAUUUGAUUGUCCCAAUACAGACAAAGCCCUUCACUAAGAAAAGGCAGCAUAAGGACAACGUGUCGGUCACCACCACCACCCACUCGAACGGACGACGAUUCUGCUGGAUCACACAAGAAGACAUCAUUCAGUUUCUCCUCGGAUCCAUCGCCGCAUUCUCUCCUUUGCCGGCCAUGUCACUCUCUGACCUCGGUAUCAUCAACAGCACACACACGAUCCUUGCGGUCGAUUACCACUCCUCCGCCUCCGCAGUUGUCUCCGCCAUAUCCAACGCUCUCGCCGUCCAAACUUCUGUCGCAGUGGUCGACGGUGAGGGAGAUGAUGACCCUUUUACGUAUUUGAUCGGUGAAAUAUCCCCAAUGACACUAACUUGCUGCGACGAGACAGCAGCUGCGGCGGUGGCGAUGCUCUCUGCAGGAGAACUGGUGGCGUACAUAGACGGAGCAAAUCCGCCGGAGAGUUUUGUUCAGAACGUCAGGAACCGUUUGGAGGACAAAGGAUUGAUGGGUUUGCUCUCGCUUUUCGAUUCUCUCUCACCUUAUUCGACGUCGUCGGGUUAUUCCUCGGAGGAAGAAGCUCCAGCGAGGACGACGUCGACGUAUGGGAGGUCGAUGAGCAGCUCAGCAAGAGUGGCGAGGAAGUCGGAGGCCAUAGUGUGUAACCCGAAGAGCUCGUUAAUGGCGGUGAUGAUCCAAGCGGUUGCUCAUCGAGUGAACUACGCGUGGGUGGUUGAAACGGACGGUUGUUUCGUUGGCAUGGUUACUUUUGUUGAUAUCUUAAAAGUUUUUAGGAAUUUUUUGGAGAAUAAUGACAUGUGAAAAGUUUUGUUUUUCUUCUGUGUUUUGUCGAUUACUAAAGCCCAACAAAAAAUGUGUAUUUAGGGGUGUGUUUUUUUGUGUGUGGAUGAGCCGGGUGGAGUUUGUAAUUAACCAAAACUGAAUCAAACGUUUUUGGUUUGUUUAAUUUAAUAGCAAUCACUUUGAUUUACGAA
Molecule: messenger RNA, 1587 nt
Organism: Arabidopsis lyrata subsp. lyrata
Lineage: Eukaryota; Viridiplantae; Streptophyta; Magnoliopsida; Brassicales; Brassicaceae
Product: CBS domain-containing protein CBSX5
Exons: 2
Coding region: 230-1414 (394 amino acids)
Source: RefSeq, a predicted model, not a curated record